Molecule: messenger RNA, 866 nt
Organism: Pecten maximus
Lineage: Eukaryota; Metazoa; Mollusca; Bivalvia; Pectinida; Pectinidae
Exons: 4
Coding region: 67-819 (250 amino acids)
Source: RefSeq, a predicted model, not a curated record
CAUAACUGUCCCGGACGUUGACUGCAGCAUAUGACGGACUGAAAUAAUAUAUAAGAAACUAUCAACAUGGGGCAGGACACCAAUAUACUUGUUCUGGUUGUCAUCUUUGUGUUGCUUCCAGAUAAAACACUAGGGUAUGAUGUUUCGCUCAGUGGGAACGCAGUGCGCUCACGCCCAUUAGAAAUGUAUCUAAACAUAGGAACAAUAAAUACAGUAGUGACCUUGUCACGACCAGAUGGAUUUCAGGUUGGAGUCUGUUUAGCACCGAAUGGUGGAGUAAGUGGAGGAUGUACUACAGGUUUAACACAGGAUUUAACAACUGGAAUAACGACAUACAGUAUAACAUCUGUAUCACGGACCACAGAUCAAGGUGUUUGGACAAGUUCACAUGGGAAUGACACUGGAAGUAUUAAUAUCACGGUUUUAACCAUUCCUACAGUAAACGUAAGCGAAUCAGUAUCCUCUAUGACAUUAUCGUCCGGUACCAUUAAUACCAAACGUUUGAACAUCAGUGUGACGUGUGCAUAUUCAGCAGUCUCACUUGGCUUGUCAUUUGUGCCGACUGGAGGAGGUACUGCAAUCGAUGCCCCAUCAUCAACAUCAACAUGUACCUCUACUGGUAACACAGGAUGUACUGACACAGAUGCCAACAGUUACACCUGUGACAUUACACCACAACAUGAGGCAACUCUGUCAGCUGGUACAACAUACUACAUACAAGAAGCAAUAGAUCUCGAUGGGCAGUACCAAUCUCUAGGACUAAACUCUAUCAUUACUGAUACAGAGAUAAUGGUACCAGAUUAUACAACCUUGCCCUAACCUAACAGAUGUAAUUCUAAACUGUGUCCAUUAUGAAAUGAGCAUUA